Echinostoma caproni is the source of this 669-nucleotide messenger RNA. NCBI's taxonomy places the organism in Eukaryota, Metazoa, Platyhelminthes, Trematoda, Plagiorchiida, Echinostomatidae. The record is from the annotation of a GenBank genome assembly.
AUGCGUGCCCUGGAAUUGCUUAACUAUUUGGCCGCUCUGGAUGAUGAUGGUAAUCUCACUGAUCUGGGAAGUAUGAUGGCCGAAUUCCCGCUGGAUCCUCAGCUAGCCAAAAUGGUAAUCGCUUCUUGUGAUUUCAAUUGCUCGAAUGAGGCCCUUAGUAUUACAGCCAUGCUAUCCGUUCCUCAAUGUUUUGUUCGACCAGCGGAUUCGAAGAAGAGUGCUGACGAGGCCAAGAUGCGCUUUGCGCACAUAGACGGGGAUCAUCUCACUAUGCUGAAUGUUUAUCAUGCGUUCAAACAGAGUACGUUCAGAUGCUAUUGGUGGUCGUUUCCUGGCCUUGUGGCUCAUCUCGAGCGUACUGGCCACUACUUAACUGUAAAAGAUAAUCAGGUUGUCCAGUUGCAUCCAUCUACCGUGCUCGACCAUAAACCGGAGUGGGUCUUGUACAACGAGUUUGUAUUGACCUCGAAAAACUACAUCCGCACGGUGACCGAAGUCAAACCGGAUUGGUUGGUGAGGAUAGCCCCACAAUACUACGAUAUGUCCAAUUUUCCCGACUGUGAGGCCCGACGCGUGUUGGAACGAAUCGCUCAGCGGAUUCAAAACAAAAAGCUCCAACAGGAACAAAAACAGACACAGGAAGCCAACAAGACCAACUCGGUCACUUAG